ACAAAUGUUUAUUGAUAAGCGGCUUACAACGCUUUCCAAAAGUGGAAAUAAUAUAAUUUCUUAUGUUUAAUAAAUCAAGCACUCACUCAAUUUGAAUAAUCUGCAAAAAUGGGUCUAUUAUCUGACCCUGAGUAUGGUUCUAUGAGGUUCAUAAGAGUAUUGAAAAGAAUUCAUUACCCACUAUGUUUUCUUUUCUACAUCGGUGCAAUUGUGUGGUUCUUUUUAUUAGCAAACCGUGAAUUUAACAACGAAACGUAUUUUUCGGAAAACGCCUUGCUUCCCGGCUUGGUCACUAACGAGUUUUCUGGCGAGCAAGCGGCUAAACAAUUUUACAAUGAACUCUUGAUGGAACUUGAGGAUAAAUAUGAUGAUACAGAUGAGAUGCCGGUGCCGUGGUUAGUGGGUAAAAUGUCACAGCUGCAUUUGGAGGUGUAUACACACAACUUUACUCUCAACUACCCUUUGGGACAAGGCCAGGUAUUCAAAGGCACAAAUGUGUAUGGUAUAUUACGAGCGCCGCGCACUUCAUCACUAGAGGCGUUGGUGCUAACAGCUCCGUACAGACCAUUGUCUUCACACCAGAAGGGAACGGCUGCUGGGAUCGCUUUGAUGUUGGCGUUUGCUCAGUUUGCUAGACCAAAAAAGUACUGGGCCAAAGACAUAAUAUUCCUUGUGACGGAACACGAGCAAUUGGGCAUGCAGGCUUGGCUUGAAGCAUACCACGGCUUACAGAGCGACUCUGGAACAUUCUACACGAAUCUGGGCAGUUUCUACGACCCUAGCGCAUCCAUGUUCAGUAAUAAAAAGUCGAAAUUCCGUAAGGGUUUCGAAUGGUGGACCGAUCACAGCAAGUGCUUGGACCCUGGGAGCCUGAAGGGCCGCUCUGGGUCUAUACAGGCGGCCAUCAAUUUAGAGUUUCAUACGCCGAAAAUUAAAUAUGUGGAAGUGAAAGUGGAAGGUCUCAAUGGUCAGCUACCCAAUCUGGAUUUGGUGAAUUUGGUCCACAAAUUGUGCGUCAAGUCUGGGAUUCAUCACUCGUAUAAGAACAGCUACGCCUGGCUGCGAAAUCGUAACAUGGACGCGUGGGUGGACGGCAUCUGGACGAUGCUCGGUAUGAUGUCCGCCCAAAUUGCUGGCGUGCCAAACGGCAACCACGGCCUCUUCCACCGUUUCGGCAUAGAAGCGGUGACCCUAGAGGGUCGCGACACCGACGACCCCUCGGGAACGCCCCCGAGAGCGGCCCACCUGACCCCCGCCAAUUUCUACCGCCUCGGGAACGCGUUGGAGAGCAUAUUCCGUUCCCUGAACAAUUUGCUGGAGCGAUUCCAUCAGAGCUACUUCUUCUAUUUGCUGGCAGCGACGGACAGGUUCAUAUCCAUCGGUCAAUAUAUGCCAUCUUUGUGUCUUCUUUGCGGCGCUUUGUUGAUCCGAGCGUUGUCGCUGUGGGUGACAAUACAAAAAGAAGAAAGUGUCGAGAAAAAGAAAGAGAAAGAUACAGAUUCAAGCGCAAAAGAUACAGAAGUAAAGGAUAGCGACGCGAAAGAGAAACCCGAAGGUUUGAGGAGGCGCGAGAAGUUUACAGAGCAGGAAAAAGAGACGGAAAAGUUAAAAGAUAGUGAAGAAAAGAAAGAUAGAUUGGAGGAAGUGAGCGUCGUCAGUAUUGGCGCGAAUUAUUUUUUGGUGCAUCUGAUUGGCUACGGAGUUAUGAAUUCGCCAAUUAUUUUUAGUUAUAUUGGUGCGAAAUACUUCGAUAAGCCGUCCGAAGUGUCGGUGUACUACGGUUUGUUAUGUAUGUCCGUGUUGAUAGCGGUAACCGCGCCGUUCUUGCUGAAACUCUUUCGGACGAGGCCAAUUAAUAGAGAUGAAUUGACUAUUAUAAACAUCCUGCUGCUGAUAGAGAUGUCCACCGUGUGUCUGUGCGUCGGCAUGCACAACAUAUCGCUCGGUCUGUGCCUCUCGGUGCUGUACACCCCCCUGGGGCUGCUGGUGGCCGUGGGAGGGGAGGGAAAGUGGAGUAAAUUUAUCUCAACAUUGAAACGGCUCGUGUGCCUCCUGCUGCAGCCUCUAGUGGCGCUGACAAUAGCUAUGAUGGUGUAUUCCCGGGUUCUGUUCCCUGAGGAGGCAGUUUUGGGCGCUUUGGGGAGGGGGAGGGAUGCCGCCAUGCAGGGUGUGAUGUUCGCUAUUGUUGACUCUUUGAUUUACGGGAAUUGGUUGUUCAACGUCGUGACAGCAGUAUUGUUGCCAACAUGGAUUAUUUCUUGGCAAAUUUUAUGCACUUCAGUCAGUGUUUGAUUAUUUAAUUGUAAUAAUGAGAAUUAGAAAUAAAUAAUUUAUUUUA
Zerene cesonia (dogface butterfly) is the source of this 2338-nucleotide messenger RNA. It is a transcript of the gene GAA1, whose product is annotated as glycosylphosphatidylinositol anchor attachment 1 protein. Lineage: Eukaryota; Metazoa; Arthropoda; Insecta; Lepidoptera; Pieridae. Gene Ontology annotation, cellular component: membrane; GPI-anchor transamidase complex. Gene Ontology annotation, biological process: attachment of GPI anchor to protein. The record is from RefSeq and is a predicted model, not a curated record. The transcript has 12 exons. The coding region runs from base 109 to 2292 and encodes 727 amino acids.